GUUGUCACUUUGAACAUAACCUGAAAUAUAAAAUAUUAAAUUGUAAAUUAUUUAAAUUAAUAAUUUUUUUUUGCACAUGCUCGACAUUAGUCGAGGCAUAUGUUACCGGAAUGGUUUUAAUAGAAAAUGAUGUGUUUUUGAGUGAACUCACUAGGUUAUUUGAAAAGUCACGGCUGUCAGGUUCAGUAGCUCUGACUAUUAAAAGAUUCAAUGGACAUAAUAAACCAGAACCUAGAGAAGGUAAUCCUCCUUUACCAAAACCAACAGAGUAUCUCUGUUUAGUAAGAGCUAAAUUACACUCGAAAAAAAUCUCUACAGUUAUUCAUUCCAAGGAUGUAAAUAAAUUCCAGCAGGCAUACUGGAAUCUAUUAAAAGCAAAUAUAAAUGGACUGAAAAAAUUAAAAAAAGUGAAAAGUGCAAAGCCUAAAGCUCACUAAUCAAAUUAAUAUUUAUUUAUAUAAUUUUUUUUUUUAAUUCAAUAAUUAAAUGCAAUUUAUGAUAAUA
Molecule: messenger RNA, 504 nt
Organism: Microplitis mediator
Lineage: Eukaryota; Metazoa; Arthropoda; Insecta; Hymenoptera; Braconidae
Gene: Srp14
Product: signal recognition particle 14 kDa protein
Exons: 4
Coding region: 111-437 (108 amino acids)
Biological process (GO): SRP-dependent cotranslational protein targeting to membrane
Cellular component (GO): signal recognition particle, endoplasmic reticulum targeting
Molecular function (GO): 7S RNA binding; endoplasmic reticulum signal sequence receptor activity
Source: RefSeq, a predicted model, not a curated record